This is a messenger RNA of Heterobilharzia americana, 840 nucleotides long. Lineage: Eukaryota; Metazoa; Platyhelminthes; Trematoda; Strigeidida; Schistosomatidae. The record is from the annotation of a GenBank genome assembly.
AUGUUCGGGCUGCACACUCCAAAAUCCUUAGGAUAUUGCAUGAAGCUUGCUCUUAAUGAGUCCUUACAAGAACUGGGGCAAAACAUACGGUGCACUGCAAGAGUAUCAAAAAUCAGUUAUGGAAAUCUAAUUGAAAUGGUUUUGCAGCUGAAUGAAGUGUGCACCACUACAUUCGGGGAAAAAUGCUCUUCGACAAAGUUUACUCUCAGGGGGCAGCAAGAAAAAAUGUUUUGGCGGCUAAACACAAAAGUUUUCUGCAGUAUUUUGAGGGGAAUUGAUUCAAUGUACAGAGUCUACGACCUUAGGGAAUUUUUGCAGUUGUAUGACGAAGUUUUACGUUUCAAGUCGAUUGUCGAUUCUCAACCUCAAAUUCCGCAAUGUGCGGCUGAAAUGUGUGACGAUCCAUGUUGCAUUUGCUUCGAUAGGGAUCCUGAUACUGUCCUUCCUUGUAUGCAUGCAUUUUGUCAAAUCUGCAUAAACAAAUGGGCUGGGCUUAGUUACACACUACCGUCAACAGAUCACCAAAUUAUCAAUAGAAAUCCAGUUAUAAAUUCUAACAUGUCUUCUGGUGAAGAAUCAAACGCCUGUGUAUCCAAAGAAACCAAUCGUACUCAGUGUCCUAUUUGUCGGUCUACGUAUGGGAACACAUCUACAUCUUGGCAAAUAAUUGGCGGUCAGUCACCAAGAGAUCAUACACGUCAGAUUUCAGGUAUUGUUUUACGCAUGAUUUCGCGGACUGGUCGACCGUCCGACCCAUUCUCUGAAGUUGAUGAUAACGGUAGUAAUGAUGAAGUAUUUGUCUUAACUGAUACUCAGAACAGCCUAACAGAGAAUCUCUAA